AUGCCAUCGCCACUGCCUGAUGUGGCGACAUCGUCGCCUCUGUCGUCGCCAGACUCCUUCGCUACGGCGAACGCGACACCUCCCAACCUACAUGAUGUCACCGUCACCGACAUCAGCACGCCCGAGGAUGAUGGCACCCAGGUGAACUAUCGCAAGGCAAAGCAGCUGCCGCCAGUAAUUAAGCAGCACUGUCAAAUCUAUCUGGAGGAAAAUCUGCACGUCCUUGGGAUGAAAAUGCUGGAAAGAUUGCAAUCUUGCAGCGGUUCAGAGAAAUGGAACACUUACGGACAGAAUGGCGAUAACAGCAAUGGCAGCGGCAGCGUCUAUUGCCCACCUCCAAAUCAGCUGGCCUUUCUGGGCACCCUGACGAUACAUCCGGACCUGACUACGCGGCCGCGAGAGGAAAAUUGGACCGACGUGUCAUCUGCCGCGAUGGUCUACCUGCGCAGUGUCUUGCAGACAGUCGGCCCCAUCAAUGCCCGGUUUCAGGAAGCGUUCCAAUUCGGGCAGAGCACGCGGCGGUCUCCCAACGGAGACAGCUCGGAUGCCAUGUACGAUGCCGGCGGCGCACCACAGCUCCAUGGCAGGUACGGCAAGAACAGCGUCUGGCGACGGGGACAAGACUUCUUCAAUGUCGUCGGCUGGGCGUUCAACUGCAGCGUCCUAUACCCCAACCGAUGGGAGUACUGGCGCCAGUGGCUCGAGUUUAUGUGUGACGUCCUCGAGGCGGAUAUACUAGAACGGGCACGGAUUGACGAGGAAGAGCAUGACCGUGCUGGUGGCGAGGAAGGCGAGUGCUCGUAUGCAAUGCUCUCUAAUUCCAUAUUGGCAGGUUACCUCAAUCAGUGCGAGAGGAAACGUACCAAUGGCGCCAAGUCGCUCAUGGCUGUCAUCUUCGCCGACGGUCAGACCUCGUCGGCCAGGCAGUUCCAGGAAAUUUGGGACAAGGAGCACAAGGGAAUAUCACGAGACAGGAUCGUGAGAAAACGUAAAAGAAAGGUCAAUAUUGAAAAGGGUGAUUUUGGUGGGCUGCUUGACGACGACUCAGUAUACUCGUCCCAGAACUCAGAGCCACCACCUACGCCUCAAAAGCGGAGGAGCGGUUCGGAAUCUCCUGCUCUACAAACUUCCUACGUGGAGUCGAUUGCGCUACGGCAGCGGUUGUUUUACUUGCUAUCCUAUCUGUGCAACUUCCUACCCAAGCCACCGAUCUCACUUCCGGACCUCUACGAGUUUUACGAGAGGGAGAUUCGACAUCUCCCUCUAUCCAUCUUCACAGCCUUUGUCGAUUCCACCACGUCGUCGCUUCGGACGGAUAGCCAGAUUUCCAUCCUCCAGAACAUACUUUCGUUGUACAUGCCAAACACAUCUGUGAAACCUUCCAAGGUAGAUCCGGAACGGUAUGAUGUUAACGGCACCAGUCCGGCGAUCCUUGAGCGCUGUUUUCUGCCGUAUGCAGCCUACGCGCUAGCUGCUGAAGAAAACGCCAAAGUCAGCGUUUUGCUUGAAGAAAUUGUCAAGCUCGUUUGGACAGUAGGGACUGAACCAUUCAGCGACAAGCUACUGGAUCAGGUUAACAAGGGAAUCAAGGCUCGUGAGGCCCAGGUCAAGAAGAAAGUUGGUGGUACGAGAGCACGGCGCAGCGAACCAACGCGGGAGGAUCCAGAUCUACUAGAGGCCAAGACGCUGCUGCAAGAGAGCUCCAAGAGACUUUUGCAACUGGCGGAAUUGAUCAUGGACGAAGCCGACGAAGGGCAGACCGACGAGGCUGACGAAAUGGACCAUGACAUGGCGGAGGUAUCGUACAUGACGGCCCGGAGUUCUUAG
Molecule: messenger RNA, 1827 nt
Organism: Pestalotiopsis fici W106-1
Lineage: Eukaryota; Fungi; Ascomycota; Sordariomycetes; Amphisphaeriales; Sporocadaceae
Exons: 2
Coding region: 1-1827 (608 amino acids)
Source: RefSeq, a predicted model, not a curated record